This is a messenger RNA of Pteronotus mesoamericanus, 3552 nucleotides long. RefSeq names its product NRDE-2, necessary for RNA interference, domain containing (gene NRDE2). Gene Ontology annotation, biological process: negative regulation of RNA catabolic process; RNA processing; regulatory ncRNA-mediated heterochromatin formation. The transcript has 14 exons. NCBI's taxonomy places the organism in Eukaryota, Metazoa, Chordata, Mammalia, Chiroptera, Mormoopidae. Gene Ontology annotation, molecular function: protein binding. Gene Ontology annotation, cellular component: catalytic step 2 spliceosome. The coding region runs from base 22 to 3552 and encodes 1176 amino acids. The record is from RefSeq and is a predicted model, not a curated record.
GUCCGCUCGCCGGCGCCAUAUAUGUUGCCGGGCCGGGCGGUGCGGCCUGUGAUCAUGGCGCUGUUUCCGGCUUUUGCUGGUGUUAGUGAGGCUCCCGAUAGCGGGAGCUCCAGGAAAGAAUUAGAUUGGCUGAGCAACCCAAGCUUUUGUGUUGGGACCGUGCCAACUCCAAGCCAGCAAACUGAAGAGGCCACAGCGCUCGUUUCUGAAGGGUCACCGCUGACGAGGAGUCCACUGAAAUCAGAGCCUUCAGAUGAAAGUGACACAGACAAAAAGCUCAGACAAACAAGCAGAAAAAAGAAGAAAGAGAAAAAGAAGAAAAGGAAGCAUCAGCACCACAAGAAGACCAGGAGAAGGCGUGGGCAGUCAGGUAGCAGUGGAUCUGAGUCAGACGCUGAUUCGGAAAGAGACAAAUCUUCCAGAGGCAUUAGAGAUGGUAAAAAAGAACCAGAGAAGCUGAACCGGGAAAAUGGUGCUGCUGCGGAUGCUGGACGGCGCUUUGUUUGGCUUGAGGACAUUCAGGCUCUGACAGAAGAAACCUUCAGAACAGAUAAGAAGCCAGACCCUGCCAACUGGGAAUAUAAGUCCCUCUACCGAGGAGAUAUAGCCAGGUACAAGAGGAAAGGAGACUCCUGCCUGGGCAUUAACCCUAAGAAGCAGUGUAUAUCCUGGGUGGGGGCUUCCACGGUAAAGAAGCAUUCACACAAGCACGCCGAGCGCUACUUUACGAAGAAGAACGUGGGACUGAUGAACGCGGAUGGAGUUGCUGUCAGCAGUAAGGCUGAACCUCCCUCCUCUGAGCCACUGUCGUUUAUCCCAGUGAAGGGCCCAGAUGACGUGACUCCUCCUGUUAAAACCUGGCUGAACCCUCUGGGGGUUUAUGAUCAGUCCACCACGCAGUGGUUACAGGGACAGGGUCCUUCAGAGCAGGAAUCAAAGCAGCCAGUCGUAGAGCCAGACCGAGAGGACGUGCUUCUCAAGGCCAAGGUGGAGGAGUUUAACAGGAGGGUGCGGGAAAACCCUCGGGAUAUUCAGCUGUGGAUGGCGUUCGUUGCUUUUCAGGAUGAGGUCAUGAAAAGCCCUGGCCUGUACGCCAUCGAGGAAGGAGGGCAGGAAAAGCGCAAGAGGUCCCUGAAGCUCAUUCUGGAGAAGAAGCUGGCCAUCCUGGAGCGGGCCAUCGAGAGCAACCAGAGCAGCGUGGACCUGAAGCUCGCCAAGCUGAAGCUCUGCGCAGAGUUCUGGGAGCCCUCCACGCUGCUCAAGGAGUGGCAGAAGCUGAUCUUCCUGCACCCCAACAACACAGCCCUUUGGCAGAAAUACCUUUUAUUUUGCCAGAGCCAGUUCAGCACCUUUUCAGUAUCAAAAAUCCACAGUCUCUACGGAAAAUGCCUGAGCACCCUGUCGGCCGUGAAGGACGGCAGCAUCCUGUCGCACCCCGAGCUGCCUGGCACCGAGGGGGCCAUGUUCGCUCUCUUCCUCCAGCAGUGCCACUUUCUGCGCCAGGCCGGUCACGCCGAGAAGGCCGUCUCUUUGUUCCAGGCCAUGGUCGACUUCACCUUCUUCAAGCCCGACAGCGUGAAAGAUCUGCCCACCAAAGGACAGGUAGAGUUCUUCGAGCCCUUCUGGGACAGCGGAGAGCCCCGGCCCGGGGAGAAGGGCGCCCGGGGCUGGAGGGCCUGGAUGCACCAGCAGGAGCGGGGCGGCUGGGUGGUCAUCAGCCCAGACGAUGACGACGAUGAGCUGGAAGACGACGACCAGGAAAUCAGAGAUAAGACGCUGCCCAGGUGGCAGAUCUGGCUGGCGGCGGAGCGGUCCCGGGACCAGAGGCACUGGCGGCCGUGGCGCCCCGAUAAGACCAGGAAGCAAACGGAGGAAGACUGCGAGGACCCCGAGAGACAGGUGCUGUUUGAUGAUAUUGGGCAGUCUCUGAUCCGACUUUCCAGCCAUGAUCUUCGGUUCCAGCUGAUUGCCGCCUUUCUGCAGUUCCUGGGCGUGCCUUCUGGCUUCAGCCCUCCCGCCUCCUGCCGUUACCUGGCCAUGGAUGAGAACAGCAUCUUCAGUCACGGACUUUAUGAUGAGAAGCCAUUGACCGCCCUCGACCUUUCGUUUUCUGGCGUCAGCUGUGUCGGCCGCACGGACCAGUUGGGCUGCCGGCGCUGGACCAGAGGUCACAACCGGGAGGGCGAGGAGUUCGUCCGCAACAUCUUCCACCUGGUGAUGCCAUUGUUCUCCGGCAGGGAGCGGUCUCAGCUCUGCUUCUCCUGGUUACGGUACGAGAUUGCAAAGGUCAUUUGGUGUCUUCACACUAAAAACAAGAAGAGAUUAAAGUCACAAGGAAAGAACUGCAAAAAACUAGCCAAGAAUCUCCUUAAGGAGCCAGAAAACUGCAACAAUUUUUGCCUCUGGAAGCAGUAUGCACAUUUGGAAUGGUUGCUUGGCAACACAGAGGACGCCAGAAAAGUGUUUGACACGGCCCUCAGCACAGCAGGGAGCAGAGAACUGAAGGACCGGGAGGUCUGUGAGCUCAGCCUGCUCUACGCGGAGCUGGAGCUGGAGCUGGCACCAGACCUGAGGGGCGCCGCCACGGCCCGAGCCCUACACAUACUCACCCGGCUGGCAGAGAAUGGGCCCUACGGCCCGUACGCCGGGCAGGUCCUGCCCGUUCACAUUUUGAAGGCUCGGAAGGCAUACGAACGCGCGCUGCAGGACUGUUUGGGUGAGAACCGUGUCUCCAAUGCACCUGCCUCAGAUUCCCUUGACCGCCUCGUUAGCGUGGUCAAAUGCUUUAUGCUCUUCCAGUAUUUGACCGUAGGGAUCGAUGCCGCUGAGCGGAUAUACAAGGAGGUAUUUGCAAAACUGAAGGGCCCCGUUUCCCCCGAAGGCCCAGGCCCGGAGGACAGUGCCAGCCCCCAGGCCGCGAGCUGUGCUCUGGAGGCCGUCACACUGAUGCACACGAGCCUGUUCCGGUUCCACAUGAAAGUCAGCGUCUACCCUCUGGCUCCUCUGCGGCAGGCGCUCUCAGAGGCCCUGAAGCUGUAUCCGGGCAACCAGGUUCUUUGGAGGUCGUAUGUACAGAUCCAGAACAAGUCCCACAGUGCCAGUAAGACCAGAAGAUUCUUCGAUGCAAUCACCAGGUCUGCAGAACCCUUGGAGCCUUGGUUGUUUGCGAUUGAAGCUGAGAGAAUGAGGAAAAGACUGGUGGAAACCAUUCAGAGGGUAGAUGGCAGGGAGGUCCAUGCCACAAUUCCCGAGACCGGCUUGACGCACCGGAUCAGAGCCCUGUUUGAAAAUGCGAUUCGGAGCAACCACGGCAGCCAGUGCCCCUUACUGUGGCGGAUGUAUUUGAAUUUUUUGGUUUCCUUAGGAAAUAAAGAAAGAAGCAAAGGUGUGUUCUACAAGGCGCUUCAGAAUUGUCCUUGGGCAAAGGUGUUGUACAUGGACGCCGUGGAGCACUUCCCCGAUGAGAUGCAGGAGAUCCUGGACCUGAUGACCGAGAAGGAGCUGCGCGUGCGCCUGCCGGCGGAGGAGCUGGAGCUUCUGCUGGAGGACUAG